Polistes canadensis is the source of this 594-nucleotide messenger RNA. RefSeq lists its product as uncharacterized. Lineage: Eukaryota; Metazoa; Arthropoda; Insecta; Hymenoptera; Vespidae. The coding region runs from base 1 to 594 and encodes 197 amino acids. The record is from RefSeq and is a predicted model, not a curated record. The transcript has 2 exons.
AUGCAAUUGCAAGCCUUAAAAGCAUAUGCAACUGCAACUGUAUCUCAAACUGCAGAGGUAACUAAAAUUGCACAUGCCACUGUAACCGCAACUGAACAAGCAAAUGCAACUGCAACUGCACCUAAAACAGCACAUGCAACAAGAACUGCACAUGAUACUGUAACUGCAAAUGCACGUGAAACUGCAACUGCAACUACAACGGCUUCCGCGUAUGCAAUUGCAUCUGCAACUGCUGCUAUAACUAUAAAUGCAUCUGCAUCUUCAUCUGCAACUGCACAUAAAUCUGCAGCUGCAAAUGCAAAAACUGCAACUGCAAAUGAACCUGCCUUUGCAUAUGCCACUGUAACUACAACUGAUUCUGCAUAUGAAAUUGCCACUGCAACUGCUGCUAUAAAUACAAAUGCAAAUUCUUCUGCAUCUGCAACUAAACAUAGAACUGCAACUGCAAAUGCAACUGCAACUGUGCUAGCUACUGCAUUUGCUACUGAAACUGAAAUUACAAUUGCACAAGUUUCUGCAACAGCAACUGCAAUGGCACAUGCAACUGCAACUGUACCUAAAAAUGCUACUCUAAAUAAGACUUAUACUCCAUAA